Molecule: messenger RNA, 1486 nt
Organism: Hevea brasiliensis (rubber tree)
Lineage: Eukaryota; Viridiplantae; Streptophyta; Magnoliopsida; Malpighiales; Euphorbiaceae
Exons: 3
Coding region: 197-1318 (373 amino acids)
Source: RefSeq, a predicted model, not a curated record
AUCGUGCGAACACGACACCUACGUUCAAGGAUUGCCUUAGAACGAUGAAAAGUAAAAUGAAGAAGCCCCUUAAUCUCUCUCAUUUGCAUUCCCUCAAUCCAGUUUCAGUUCGAGGGAAAGAGGGAGAGAGGUUUCUUUUCCGUUCCUCUUUCUCCCUCCAUCUCCCUCGUUUUUCUUUGUUAAUUCCUUGAUUGAUAUGAGGACGCUGUGCCCAAAUUUCGAUAGGGAAGAUGGGCUUGACACCGUCUUGGAGGUGCCUGUUCCGGAAGAGAUGUUUACAAGCAUGGGCAGCAAUGGGGCUUCCAGAUGGGCGAACAUGCGUGCAUUGAUGAGAGCUCAAUCUGCAGAUAAAUCAUCCCAUCUCCAAGCUAAAUCUAACGAUGAGUUUAUUGCAUUGCUCAAGCUUGUUGGCUCUCCUCUUAUUCCUUUUCAAGUCCACCCGGAUCAGCCUGUCACUCGCUCUAUCAGAGAUCGUUCCAUUGAAGCAUCUACUGCGAAAUAUAUAGUGCAGCAAUAUGUAGCAGCAACAGGAGGACCGGCGGCUCUGAAUUCAGUGACUAGUAUGUAUGCAGUAGGGCAGGUUAAGAUGGCAGGGUCAGAAAUGCACCAGGGUGAUGAUAGCGUGCAAACAAGAGGCAAUUCUGAGGUUGGUGGGUUUGUGCUUUGGCAAAAAAACCCUGACCUUUGGUACUUAGAACUAGUUGUUUCCGGUUAUAAGGUUAGUGCAGGUAGUGAUGGCAAGGUUGCGUGGAACCAGUCCUCUUCUCAACCUUGUCAUGCCAAUAGAGGCCCACCACGUCCCUUGAGACGUUUCUUCCAGGGAUUGGAUCCCAGGUGCACGGCCAACUUGUUCUUAGAAGCAGUAUGCAUUGGAGAGAAGAAUGUAAAUAAUGAAGACUGUUUUGUGCUCAAACUCGAGACUGAUGCAAACGUCCUGAAAAGUCAAUCUUCUCCCAACACUGAAAUCCUUCACCAUACGGUAUGGGGCUACUUCAGCCAAAGGACAGGACUGCUUGUCAAAUUUGAAGAUACAAAGCUGGUGAAGAUGAAACCUAUCCGGGGGAAUGAUAGUGUCUACUGGGAAACAAGUAUGGAAUCAUUGGUUGGGGAUUAUAGAUAUAUUGAAGGCAUCAAUAUAGCACAUAGUGGAAAGACCACUGCAACAUUAUAUAGGUAUGGAGAGUCCCAUAAUCACAAGAGGAAGAUUGAAGAAUCAUGGAGAAUUGAAGAAGUUGAUUUUAAUAUUUGUGGGUUGUCAAUGGAUUGCUUUCUACCUCCUUCUGAUCUCAAGAGAGAGCAAGAAGGUGGAGAGCAAUGACUGAGCUAUUUCUGUUCUUUUUUAUUUUUUUCCUUUUUUAGUUUUUUAUGUUAGAGGGAGAAAUGAUACCUCAGGAUAUUUCCCUGUACAUAUAGAACAUAUAGAUAAACCUGAUUGAAUAUUUUUUUUCUUCAAAGGCUAUGGUUAUUGGAUGUUUCUGGUAAGAAU